This is a messenger RNA of Cutaneotrichosporon cavernicola, 2595 nucleotides long. RefSeq lists its product as uncharacterized. Lineage: Eukaryota; Fungi; Basidiomycota; Tremellomycetes; Trichosporonales; Trichosporonaceae. The transcript has 8 exons. Gene Ontology annotation, biological process: DNA-templated transcription; regulation of DNA-templated transcription. Bases 1 to 2595 code for a protein of 864 amino acids. Gene Ontology annotation, molecular function: DNA-binding transcription factor activity, RNA polymerase II-specific; DNA binding; zinc ion binding. Gene Ontology annotation, cellular component: nucleus. The record is from RefSeq and is a predicted model, not a curated record.
AUGGACAGCGACGAUGCAAUGGACGAGAACGGAUUCGACCAGGGCCUCGCUCUCACUGAAGCCAACGAGUCACCUUCCUCUGGCAAAGCAACACUCAAGCGUGGAGAUGCGUGCUUGGCCUGCCGCCGGCGUCGAAUUCGCUGCAAUGCCGCUAAGCCCUCCUGUGCGACCUGCGUACGCCUUAAGAAGGAGUGUGUAUACGAGACUGGGAAGAGCACAUCGCGCAUAGCACAGCUCAAGGCUCGGAUCGCCGAGCUCGAGUCGCAGCUCUCCUCUCGCUCUCCCGAACAGACAUCCAGCGGCGGGGAGCAGGGCAUGCAACCCGGACCUUUCUUCCCCGACCAGCGACAGCAGGACGGACGUCACGAGUCUACGCCGCAACAUCACCACCCCCAGCAACAUUCUCACCACAAUCACCAGUCGCGGCCGGCGACAGCACCGUCUUACCAAUCGAAUUCGGCGCCGAUGACCUCUGGGCAUCAUCCGGAGGCGGAUACGCUCGGCGCUGUGCUUGGUGCGGCUCCCCGCUCAGGACGGAUGCCCUACCCACAGAGUACGGGCCCGAGGCCACUCGGUGUGCCGGACGAGCACUUUGACUUUGACCUCUCUUUCCUCGAUCAGCCUGUCUAUGACCUGAGCGCAGCGAUGAUGACCGCAUCUAUGGCCCAGAACGAUCAGAUCGACAUUGGCGCACUCAAUCGCCGGUACCACGGUCUCAGUGCGAGGUCCGAAGUCACCGGAGUGCCAAUGAGGUCGCCAAGAGCAGGAACCCGAGGUACCUCACUACCAGAGACGGCAGCAAGUCCUCUUGGACGGGCGCCGCCUGGAGAGGUUCCGGCCGUCCUCAACAAGAUGAUGGGCCAGUUCCUGAAGCAACACCAGCAGCAGAGCGUCUCGUACUUUGAGGAAAACGAGGAUGCCGAAAUGGAGUUCCUUCCGUCGCUGGGCGACAUCGAGAUCCUCCCGUCACUGCCGCAGGGUCGUGAGCUGAUGGGCGGCUGGUUCGACCCUAACGACAUCCCACCCGCUGUGCGUGACCAUCUCCUGGACCUGUUCUUCUCCAAGACGAAUGCUGGGAACCUAUUCCACGUUGUUUUCCACUUGCCGCGUCUCUACACGCGCUUGACUAUGCCGCCCAACAAGCGCCCGCACCCGUGCCUCAUGUACGCGAUGUACUCGUGUGCGGCGCGUCUCUCGUCCCAGCCGGCAAUCAAGCAGCUUGAGGGCCAGUUCUACAGCAUCGCCGAGAAGCAGAUCCGGUUGGCCAUCAAGAACCACGACCGCCUCCUCGACGUCGUGCGUGCCAUGGCGCUGCUUGUGUCGUACCUCUUCUCCAAGGAACAGUACUCUCUCGGCUACCACAUGACUGGGACAGCCGUACGACUCGCCAUCUCGUGUGGCCUUGACCGCAUCCCAACGUCCGUGUGGUCACCCCAACCACCAUUCAACGCGGCUAUUCACUGCACAUUACGCAUGGGAGGGUAUGCCCUUCCUCCACCAGAGGACCCGAUCGACUUGGCGGAACGCAUCUACGCCUUCUGGGCUGUGUAUGAAACCGACCUCUGCACAGCUGUGGCGUAUCUCUGGCACCCUGGUUUUCCGAUCGAUGAGAUCCGCACCCCACUCCCACGGCCCAUGAUCGAGUACGAGCUGGGCAUUGUGUCGGAGAAGGACGAUAUUCCAAUCAGCUCCGUGUUCGACGCCACGCCUUAUCCGUACAGCUCGGACACGUCUUUCAUGGUUCUCCGCAUCAAGGCUGUCACAUUCCUCUCAAGAGUUCUCAAGUUACGGCAAGAUAAGCCCGAGUUAGAGCAGCCGCAGGUGGCACCUGCAACGCCGGAACCGCACGGGUGCUCGUACCCGGGCUCACCGUUCCCUGCUCACAUCACCCACCCUAAGGGCUUUGCCAGCCUCAAGGCGGGCAUGGACAGAUUCAUCGCCUCGCUUCCUGAGCAGAUGCAACCCCCAUGGCAGUGGGACUCGGAGGAUGACAGCGACUUGGGCCUGCCGCGUGUGCAGAUGGGCCGCGACACCUCGAUCCUUCACUUCCUUAUCGGCAACGCGUACAUGCAAUUGUGGAACGUGCGCGCCUUGGACGCCGAAAACACUAUCGCUAUCCUUAUCGCGCGCCGCCUCGUCAAUGUCAUGUACCUCUUCCAGACGGAUCCCUUGAGCACAGGCUACGACAUCUUCAUGAUCACCAUCUGGAACGAAGUGGCCAUGAUUCUGCUCCGCGAAGCCAAGCGCCUGCAGUAUGUUGGCGACGCCAAGAAGGCUGCGCUCAUCGACGCCGACCUGGAUGUCGCCAUCACUGCGCUCAAGAAGUGGGGCGACGUCGAUCUCGCCAACGAGCACGAUGGUGCCGAUAUUGCCGCGAUGAACGGCAAGAUGCUCGAUCAACUGCGCGCGAUGAGCGAGCAGGACUGGGCUGAGUCGAUCGCCGAGAGCCAGCGGCGGUACGGCGGAGGCGGGCCAGGAAGCCCCGGGGUAACUCCUGUGUCCAUGGCUGGGUUGGCAGACAUGGUAUGUCCCGAACUGGCCAGUUCGGGUGCAGGACUAGCUGCUGCGCAGUUAAACUCGACUGGGCUCUAUUAG